GUCAAGGCGCUGAUACCGAGCCCGGUAUAAAAUGAGUACAAGGAAAAUAUCAUAUGUAUCGGAAUAAUCCGGCAGUCUCGAAAUGAUCGCCGCCGCGUUUGUGUGUGUGCUGGUGUUGGGGUUGGGUGCUGCCGGCGCCAGUGUGGACGCUGAGGAAGAAGAUCUCAUCCCGAAAUUUAGAUUUUAUUUCAGAACCAUGGAGGCCUACAUAGAACUGCCGCUGGAGACGGCGGAGCGCAUUCUGUCGACACCUUGGCAUAAUACCUCACGCAUCAAUGUAAUCUUCGUUCAUGGCUUCACGGGGAAGCCAACGGGUCCGGCGGUGACGGCGCUAAUGGAAGCGUUCCUGGAGCGCAACGACAGCAAUGUAGCUCUACUGAACUGGGAGGGGCUGGCAGCCGCCGUGUCGCCGGACCUUGCCAUGUCCUACCUCAAGUGGGCUGCACCUAAUGCUCGGAAGCUGGGCCGACGUCUAGCAGACGCGCUGGCGCGGCUGUCCUCAGCGGGUCUGAAGCUGGAGCGCACGCAGCUGGUGGGGCACUCGCUGGGCGCGCACGUGCUGGGCCUGGCCGGCAACGCGCUACGCCAGGAAGGGAAGCUGUUGCCCUGGAUAACAGCCUUGGACCCUGCAGGCGUGGGGUUCAAGGGCAAACCUGAGGCCGGGCGGCUUCACGCCGGCUCAGCAGCAGUGGUUGUCGCGGUGCACUCCGACCCUCACAAGUAUGGAUACCGGCGUGCCUUGGGCACGGUGGACUUCUGGCCGAAUUACCGGCCCGGGACUGUGCGACAGCCCGGCUGCCCUGAGAAGACGGGACAGAGAUUCUCACCUGAAGACUUAUGCAGCCACAACCGCAGCUGGCAGUUAUUUGCGGAGGCGGUGGCGCGGCCCGGCUCAAUCAUCGGCAGUAGUGCGAAGAACUAUAGAGAGUGGAACUAUUAUUCCGCAUCCCAGAGGAACGCCUCUACGCUAGAUCUGGACGCCUUCGGGAAGACAAUCGUUCCGGGCAACUACUACUUCAUCACGAUGGGCGAGCCGCCGUACGGCAUGGGCGAGGGCGGAUUCUAAUCCAUGCCUCAUUAUGGACGAUUCUUACAGCAGUUAUACCUAUACCAUAUUAAGUGGCAGCCGUGCACUGCACUAUACGCGUGCUGACUUCUAAAUUUGAUAUGGAUUGUACCUACUCACAGACCAAACCCUAGGCGGUUUUCUGUGUAGGUACCUACUUAACUAUUGCCCUACAGAAGGUUCGCUCGAGUUCGGGCUUGUCUCAGUAGUCAGAGAAAUUACACAAAACCUUACCAAUUAUUUACCUAAACUUUCCUCAAGAAUUACUGACUAUUAAUAGGUGAAAAUCGCAUUAAAAUCCGUUCAGUAGUUUUUGAGUUUAUCGCGAACAUAGACAGCCAGACGCGGGCACUUUGUUUUAUAAAAGGUAGUGAUAUUAUCUUUGAACAAAAUUAAAUUGGGU
Cydia fagiglandana is the source of this 1469-nucleotide messenger RNA. Its product is annotated as lipase member H-A-like. The transcript has 8 exons. NCBI's taxonomy places the organism in Eukaryota, Metazoa, Arthropoda, Insecta, Lepidoptera, Tortricidae. Gene Ontology annotation, biological process: lipid catabolic process. The record is from RefSeq and is a predicted model, not a curated record. Bases 83 to 1066 code for a protein of 327 amino acids. Gene Ontology annotation, molecular function: lipase activity.